Lynx canadensis (Canada lynx) is the source of this 3105-nucleotide messenger RNA. RefSeq names its product erythrocyte membrane protein band 4.1 like 4B (gene EPB41L4B). The record is from RefSeq and is a predicted model, not a curated record. Lineage: Eukaryota; Metazoa; Chordata; Mammalia; Carnivora; Felidae. Bases 1 to 1560 code for a protein of 519 amino acids. Gene Ontology annotation, molecular function: cytoskeletal protein binding. The transcript is spliced from 16 exons. Gene Ontology annotation, cellular component: cytoskeleton.
AUGCUGCGGUUCCUGCGCCGGACCUUUGGCCGCCGCUCCAUGCAGCGCUACGCGCGGGGCGCGGCGGGGCGCGGGGCCGCCGGGCUGGGGGACGAGCGCGACGGGGGACCCCGGGGGGGCCCGGCCGCCGCCGCCGCCGCCUCCUCGACGCUGCCCGCGGCUCCGGGGGGCAGCGUGUUCCCGGCCGGCGGCGGGCCCCUGCUCACCGGCGGUGCGGCAGUGCACAUCUCCGCCGCCGGCGCUGCCAAGGCCACCCUGUACUGCCGUGUCUUCCUGCUCGACGGGACUGAAGUGAGCGUGGACCUGCCGAAACAUGCCAAAGGCCAGGAUUUGUUUGAUCAGAUCGUGUACCACUUGGACCUCGUGGAAACAGAUUACUUUGGCCUCCAGUUCCUCGACUCUUCCCAGGUUGCGCACUGGCUGGACCAUUCCAAACCAAUAAAAAAGCAGAUGAAAAUUGGACCUGCUUAUGCUUUGCACUUUCGAGUUAAAUAUUAUUCUUCGGAACCGAACAACCUUCGUGAAGAGUUUACAAGGUACCUGUUUGUUUUACAACUCAGGCAUGACAUUCUUUCAGGAAAACUGAAAUGCCCAUAUGAAACGGCUGUGGAAUUAGCUGCUCUCUGUCUACAAGCGGAGCUGGGGGAGUGUGAGCUUCCAGAACACACGCCAGAGCUUGUGUCUGAGUUUCGGUUCAUUCCAAAUCAGACAGAAGCGAUGGAAUUUGAUAUCUUCCAGAGAUGGAAAGAGUGCAGGGGAAAGAGCCCUGCCCAGGCGGAACUGUCCUAUCUGAAUAAAGCGAAGUGGCUGGAAAUGUAUGGGGUAGACAUGCACGUUGUCAGGGGAAGAGAUGGCUGUGAAUAUUCUCUUGGACUGACCCCGACAGGCAUAUUAAUCUUUGAAGGAGCUAACAAAAUAGGCUUAUUCUUUUGGCCAAAAAUUACCAAGAUGGAUUUUAAAAAGAGCAAAUUGACAUUGGUGGUAGUGGAGGAUGAUGAUCAGGGACGGGAGCAAGAGCACACGUUUGUCUUCCGGCUGGACAGCGCCAGGACCUGUAAGCACCUCUGGAAAUGUGCGGUCGAGCAUCACGCCUUCUUCCGCCUGCGGACGCCGGGAAAUAGCAAAUCGAACAGAUCAGACUUCAUCCGGCUGGGGUCUCGCUUCAGAUUCAGUGGGCGGACAGAGUAUCAAGCCACACAUGGGGCCAGGUUACGGAGAACCAGCACCUUUGAGCGGAAGCCUAGUAAACGCUAUCCAUCCCGGAGACAUUCGACGUUCAAAGCGAGCAACCCAGUGAUAGCGGCUCAGUUCUGCUCUAAAACAAAUCCUGAAGUCCAUAAUUACCAGCCUCAAUACCAUCCCAAUAUCCACCCCAGCCAGCCUCGGUGGCACCCUCACUCUCCAAAUGUAAGGCCAUGCUUUCAGGAUGACAGGCCACACUGGGAAACGUCGGCCAGUGGAAGUGGUGGCCGUUUCGAUUAUGUCCACGACCAGAACCAGAAGAACUUAGGAGGAGUGCAAAGUAUGAUGUACCGAGACAAACUCAUGACUGCACUUUGAAAGACUGACACAUCUCACCUCUGUUCACCAGCAUGGUUUCAUUACAUUCCAUGAAACAUGUCUUGCCAUCACACAGACGCGUCCGCAAAAGUGUCCUUAAGGAAUAGUUCUGAAAGGUGUUUCUGGAGUCUGUGUACAUAUUUGGAAAUCUCCACAAUCAGUAGUCACAAUUUACUGUUGGCUGCGUUCUCAAUAAAAUGAAGGUAGUGAAAGGCUCAGGAAUCGUUUUAAUAUUCUGAUUUAAAAAUUGGAGUAAAAGUCUAUGUUUAUCAUAUUGCUGUGUAUUUGGUAUUUCUCUGUUAUUUAAUGAAUGGGACCAAAUAAAACCAGAAGAACUUAGGAAGAGAGCUCUUUGUAGAGUACCAUACAGCCCUGGGGUGGGGUUGAGACCACUGGGGCCCAGUCCUGGCCGUUGUGAGAUUGUGGACAAGCCUUUCUCCUUUGCUGGCCUCCUUUUCCCCCAUCUGGAAAGAGUGGGUAGGACUAAGUGAUUGCCAAGCUCCUUCCAGCUCUAAAAUUCUGUGAUCAUAUUAAAAGUUAAUAUUUUUAGUCUGAGGAUGUAACAUUCAAACUAAAUUUCUCGUAGGAAAACUGCAAAUUUCCCUUCUCUAACAGAGGGCUACCGCUUUCGGAAGCGCAAGAACGUAUACAACUUGUUACAUAAAUGCGGGGAGGCUUUGAAUUUCUGAUCUUAAAGCAGUUCAGGCACAUUGAAUCUUAGCAGUUUUACUAAUCAUAAAUUGCAUAGCAUCCCUUUUUGAUAGAAUUUGUUGCUCAAGUACAAGAAUAAUUUUUUUUUCAAUUGUUGAUCGGUGCUGCUAACUUGCAUGAUUUCAGAAGACACAAUUGUGAACACACACUGUCAGAAUUAAUAGAAUUUGAGGCUUGGUUUUUACCCUGGACUUAACUCUUUUAAAAAGCAACAUGAAAUCCAAGAUAACAUUUAUGGCUCAAAUUAAAGUGUGUAAGAUUUUAAUGAAGCUGUGCCAAAGCAUUCUGUAGAAUAGGAUGGGAUGGGUGUUGUACAUUUUGUAGUACCAGCUAUCAAUGGGCUGUCUUUUAGGGUAGAACUUGUACCAGAAUAUUUAUUUCCCCCCCCCCACUCCCCCCCAUUUGAAGCCACAAAUCAAACUUUUUUUUUUUCCUUGGUAAACCUGAGAUAAUUUUUCAUUAGUCUUUUUGUGAAAAACGAUUCUUAUGCCAUUUAAGUAUAUGUAAUUGUAAUUUGGCCCACUGUAAGCCUUUUUUAAAAAAAUGUGUUGACAUCUCUUAAGACACUUUAUUGCUAAAAUCUGAUCUAUUUUUGGUUACCACAAAAAUCUGUCCAGCAGGAGGGGCUCCACUGCAGGCCUUGCACGGCGGAGUCCUUCACCGACAAACUCUUCCUAAGAUAAUCUGUUUACAGGUGUAUUCUGUUGUAGCAGAUGUUUUGAUCCUCAGUGUUUGUGCCGCAUACAAAUAAAUGUGUUCUGAAUCUUUUAAUCUUAGUGAUCCAUUUUUACAAAUGUGUUUCCAAGGAAUAAAGAUUAUUCUUGCUUUUUUGGA